AAUGGAGAAGAAAAGUAAAAAAACUGAAUUGCGUAUAACAAAGCUGACUAUUCAGGAUUGUUUAGGCUGCAAAAAUGUAAAUAUUACAUUCCCGGAAGUGGAUAACGUGCAUCUAUUGCUCUUCAAUCUGGCCAAAACGAGUAGAGACCAAGUAUCUUCAUCAUCGCGAACAAUUACUCCAGUUGGGCAGGCUCUCAAGCUGCUGUGCACCAAGGAGUAUGCAACUGCAGCCAGCUUGCAACACUUGCCACUGCUCGAAAUUGGUAAAGGCUGUGUGAAAAUGUCGUUUAAGCUCAAGUGUUUUGCCGACAUUGCAACACAACGCGAGUCGGAUUCAGAAAGCGAUUUGGACAUGAAUCCGAGCACUUCAACCCAGGCACAAGUGCGUCAGCAAUUGCGAUGUGAGCGUCGAGGAGCUAACAGAUCAGGUCACGAUAUUGAGUAUAAUGUGAUAGUGAUUCGUCGAUUCGACGACGUCCGAUUCCUUGAUCGUGUCAGUAUUCAGAUCGAUUCUGGAAAUUAUCAACAGUUUGCCUUUGUCGACUACCAUGAUACAUUUUUUGUGCAGCCGCAACAUAAAAGUGAUUCAUUAGACAAUGUGAACAAAAACUGCGUUACCAACUGGCUGAAUAUCAUUCAGUCCAAUGCGAAUUUCUACAGGCAACUCAAAAGCGAUGGCAAUCCCUUUGAGAACUUUGCCAAACUCUUCAACUACCCGGACUAUGAGCAACCGGAGCUUUUGGAAAAGAUGGCCACAAAAUGCCUGGCGGCCAUCGAAAUAGUGCGACUCAGCGAACGCCGCUUUGUGUUGCAAAUCUUUGAGCAAGUGCGUCAGAUUUUUGAAUUCAUCACCUUUAGUGAGUACACCGUGUGGUUCUUUGUUCCACGUCUGAAUAUGUACACUACAUUGGAUCAGGUGAACGUGGCUGACUUUGAUUUACACAAUGUGCGAACAAGAAUCAAAUUGAGCAGCGAUAAAAACAUAUUCUUUUGGCAUUAUGCCGAUCAUAACAUCAUGGAUAUACUUUUAGUGUCCUUCCAGAUAGCACUGGCCAAGGCCAGCAAUCAGUCGGUGCUGUUCUUGAGUCAGCUGGAUAAGCUGGCCGAAUUUGUUACCUUACAAUAUAUAAGAGCCUUCUUUAUAAACAACUAUUAUGCCAAAGAUGCCACUUCACCGAAAUGGAUUUCUAAACGGUAUUUGAAUCGCAUCAUUGAGGUAUCGACUUCGCUGGGUCUCGUUGUCUUCAUCGAGUAUCCGAGUGGCGUGACGCUGCUGCCAGAGAAUCGUCAGGUGAUCAAAUGCAUUCAACGUCAUAAUGAAUGUAAUGACUCCAUCACUUGGCAGGUGUUUAUGGAUGUUACCAAAAAAGCCGACAGUGGCGUAGAGCAUCUAAAGAGUAUAAUGAAAAUUAAUUAGGCA
This is a messenger RNA of Drosophila innubila, 1420 nucleotides long. Its product is annotated as protein ORD. The record is from RefSeq and is a predicted model, not a curated record. Bases 2 to 1417 code for a protein of 471 amino acids. The transcript is spliced from 6 exons. NCBI's taxonomy places the organism in Eukaryota, Metazoa, Arthropoda, Insecta, Diptera, Drosophilidae.